Messenger RNA from Emericellopsis cladophorae, 2724 nucleotides. RefSeq names its product Histone-lysine N-methyltransferase. The transcript is spliced from 3 exons. Gene Ontology annotation, cellular component: nucleus; chromatin; chromosome. Bases 1 to 2724 code for a protein of 907 amino acids. NCBI's taxonomy places the organism in Eukaryota, Fungi, Ascomycota, Sordariomycetes, Hypocreales, Bionectriaceae. Gene Ontology annotation, biological process: regulation of DNA-templated transcription. The record is from RefSeq and is a predicted model, not a curated record. Gene Ontology annotation, molecular function: histone H3K36 methyltransferase activity; protein binding.
AUGGAGGAGGAGGACCGCACGGCCAGCAAGAUGAGCGGCAUAAAGCUGGAGGAUGGCGCUGUGGAUGGCGCGCGGCUCGACGGUGAGACGAUGGCUAUCCUCCCCAAGAAGGAACCAAAGGACGUGAAGAGCGAGAGGUCGCCGCCCCCAUUGUCAAUGGACGUCAAGUCGCGCAGUCAGAGCGUGGAAACCCCGACGACCCUGCAAAAACCCAAACUGAGCCGGAAAGCAUCGCAGCAACCCCCGAGACCACCGGUCCUCUACACCGACCUGGCCGAUGCGACCGACGAAUCGUGCGAGACAUUUCAGGUCAUCCCAGAUUGCUUGUACGGGUCGAAACAUUUGGGCUCGACGGACAAUGACACUUUCGACUGCGAUUGCAAUCAGGCAUGGAGCCAGGGGAAAAACGAUGCCUGUGGGGAGGAUUCGGAUUGCAUCAACCGCGCCACCAAGAUGGAGUGCUCCUCAACCGGCAACUGCGGAGGAGGCUGCCAAAACCAACGCUUCCAGCGCAAGGAAUACGCGGCAGUCUCCGUCAUCAAGACGGAGAAGAAAGGAUUUGGCCUGCGCACUGACGCUGAGUUGGAGGCUAACGACUUCAUCUUCGAGUACAUCGGCGAGGUCAUCAACGAACCGACAUUUCGCCGACGCAUGGUGCAAUACGACCAGGAGGGCAUUAAGCACUUUUAUUUCAUGUCCCUGAGCAAGUCGGAAUUUGUCGACGCCACGAAAAAGGGCAACCUUGGUCGAUUCUGUAAUCACUCCUGCAACCCGAAUUGCUACGUCGACAAAUGGGUCGUCGGCGACAAGCUGCGGAUGGGCAUCUUCGCCUUGAAGCGGAUCCAAGCGGGUGAGGAGCUGGUUUUCAACUACAACGUGGACCGCUAUGGCGCGACACCGCAAGUAUGCUACUGCGGCGAGUCGAACUGCAUAGGGUUCAUUGGCGGGAAGACCCAGACCGAGCGCGCAACCAAGCUGCCAGCAGCCACUGUGGAGGCACUCGGUAUCGAUGCGGACGAUGGCUGGGAUACCACGGUUGCCAAGAAGCCACGCAAGAAGCGUGUCGAGGAGGACGACGAGGAAUAUGUCAGUAGCUUGCAGCCCCGCAGCCUCACCGAGGAGGACGCCACCAAGGUCAUGGCCACGCUUCGCCAAUGCAAGGAGAAAUGGAUAGCUGUCAAGCUCAUGGAGCGUAUACAGCGCUGCGAGGAGGAUCGCGUGAUGAAUCACAUUACACGGCUGCACGGCUACCAGAUUCUCAAGACCGUCCUCAACAACUUUUACGACGAUGCGAACCUUGUCCUGCAGGUACUGACCAUCAUGGACAAGUUUCCUCGGAUCACGCGCAACAAGAUUCAGGAUUCCAAGAUCGAAGCUGCCAUCGAGCCGCUUGUUCGGUCCGAGCAUGAGGACAUUGCAGCCAAGGCAGACAAGCUCAUGAAAGAAUGGAGUCAACUGGAAAUGGGAUACCGUAUCCGACGGCGUCAGAACGACGGCAAUACGCCUUCCGUCAACGCUUUCGACGAUCGACGAGGUGCUACAGCGCGGGAAGAGGAGAAGGCACCAGCGCCAACGCCACAGCCCAUUGAUGCACCCAAGGGUCCUCGCGGCAACAUGGCGCAACGCAGCAACGGACAUGCAUUCCAGGCUCCGCGACCACGCCCAAGGCAUUUCCACAGCAAUCGUGGGGUCCUGCCCGAGGGCUGGUCGGCCACUGAGGACAAAGACGGCCGGACCUACUUUUAUGACAGGCAGGGGGUCACAACGUGGGUCCGACCUUCCAAGCCGUCGAUCCAGCCCGUGGUGAACAAGGCUGCGCAAGAGCAGCUUGCGAUUGCGGAUAUCAUCAAAAAGGUCACGACGGAAUCGCAAGCGUCCAAGCAGCAGGCCGCUGCCGGCACACCUAAGUCCGCAGAGUCUUCUGCGAAGGAACCUAAAGAUGACCAUUGGCGGUCACUGCCACUCGAGAAACAACAAAAACUCUACGAGAGAACCAUACACCCCCACGUGAAAUUUGUGGUAGACAAGUUCGGAAAAAAGCUUCCAAAAGAAGAACUCAAGAGGCUCGGCAAGGAAGCCUCCAAGAAGAUCAUCGCCUCCGACUACAAGCACAGCAAAGUGGUGGAUCCGACGAUCCCCGUGACGGAUAAGCAGAGGCACAAGAUCAAGAGCUUUGUCAAGGAAUACCUCGACAAGGCAGUCUUCAAAGCUCGAGAACAGCAGUGCUCGGGAGCGUCGGGGACACCUGCCAGCAUUGCAGCCCACAAUGACUCCGUUGAGGUCGACGGCAGCGCCACGCCUACUGAUUCGCCCGUCUUGAAUGUAACGGACGAGGUUAUGAGCUAUCAAGUCAAUGAGCAAACACCAUCAGACGUAGAUCGCAAGCGCAAGAGAGACGAUGCGGUCGCCGACUCGCCGGCUUCACAGCUCAUAGACAGUCACGACUCGAAGCGUGCCCGUGAGGCUGGGGGACCGCAGGACGCGACGCCCCCACCCCCGCCUCCGCCCCCGGCUGGUGCUACUGGUCUGCAGGACGAUGUAUCCCCUGAGGAGCAGGAAGUCCUCCGCCAGCAAGAAGAAGCACUGAUGAGAGAAAACGAGGAGGCUCAGCGCAUGGCCGACGAGGCUUCUACAACAGAGCAUUUGGAGCAUAGAGCCGACGAGAUGCAGAGAGAGAUUGACUUGGUGAAGGGUGCAUCUAAUCAGGAAGUUAUGGGUCACUAA